Messenger RNA from Drosophila navojoa, 5255 nucleotides. RefSeq names its product spalt major (gene salm). Gene Ontology annotation, cellular component: nucleus. Gene Ontology annotation, molecular function: RNA polymerase II cis-regulatory region sequence-specific DNA binding; DNA-binding transcription factor activity, RNA polymerase II-specific. The record is from RefSeq and is a predicted model, not a curated record. Lineage: Eukaryota; Metazoa; Arthropoda; Insecta; Diptera; Drosophilidae. Gene Ontology annotation, biological process: regulation of transcription by RNA polymerase II.
UGCUGAACGUUCGUGCCGCAGAGAGACCAAGCGAUUCCGCCACUGAGCUAACACACCGACCACUAUUCCCGUUUCUAUACAAAAUACUACAAAUAUUUAGCGAGUGCGCGUACAAUUUCCAAAUUCCAAUCAGAUUGUGACAAAGUGUCCAUAACAAUAUAUCGCCCAAUCCCAUAUAUAUAUAUGUAUGUAUGUGUGUGUGUAUAUGUAGAUAUGUGUUGAGUUCGAGUUGAAGAUGAAACUUGCAGUAAAUUGCUAUCGAAAAGCCGACGGAAAAACACAAUCGUGCAAAUAAUUGAAGCAAUCCAAUUCAGGAAAAAAAAAAUAGAAAAAACUGACUGAUCAGCAGGCUUGAACGUUGCCGUUAUCGUUCCCAUUACCGUUACCGUUACGCACAGUGCGACAGGGCGAGCGACCAUGGGUCGAAUUACACGCGCAUGACAUAUCAUCCAUAUUAUUUGGCCAACUGGCGCCAAAAUACAGAACACACUCUUCUAAUUUCCACCCAUUCCAACACAAUGUUUGAUACGUGCUAAGCAAGGAGCAGACCAAGAAGCAGAAGUAGAAGAAGAAGACGAAGCGGCAGCAGCAGAUAUAAUAGAAAUUCAAUUCAAUUCAAAUCCAAAACAAAACCAAACAAACGACAAAUUCUGCAUUCUUGAUAAGACAUCACUUGCCCAAAGGUUUUUGUGUGCAAUGCGUAGUGACUUCAAGGAUAAUCACCAGGAGACCAUCAAUAAAAUGAUACAAUUUGGUACCGUUAAAUAUGGCAUUGUCAAACAGCUGAAGGAUCGCGCCAGAAGCGCCGAGAAAGACAUAGCAAGUGAUCAGGAGGAUAAUGGCGCCUGCUCGCCGCUGACGACUGCGACGGCCAGCGCCAGUCCGUUGGGCAACAGUCCGUGCCCCAGCCGCAGCAGUCCGCAGCCUCGGAGCGAGGACGAGGCGGAGCGGGAGACGGCUGUGCCGGCAGCCGGGAAGCAAUUGGAGCUGGAGAAGACAGCAGAGCUGGCCAACGAGGAGCGGCUAGAGGAUAAUGCGUAUGAGACAAUCGCAGAUCAUAAUCAUAACAACAACAACAACAACAUCAUGACUAAGCCGCCCGUUGAGCAGGAGAUGGAGACGAACGCGAACGCGAACGCAAAUGCGAAUGGCUCGAUGCCGAACUCACCCACAGCAGCGAGCUCAGCGCUGGAGGAGGAGGCGCCGGCGGCGGCGGCAGGUGGCCAAGCCAUAUGCCCCGAAAAGGAGAUGAGUGUGGAUGUUGAGAUGCAGGAGUCGGCAGCGGCAGAACGCAAGGUCUCGAGCACGCCGCCAGCGAGCAACGCUGCGGAUGGAGCCGCGGCAGCAGCGGCAGCUCAGCAAUUCGGCGCCACGCCUGUCACCCUGGAGGCCAUACAGAACAUGCAGAUGGCCAUUGCGCAGUUCGCGGCCAAGACGAUUGCGAACGGCGCCUCCGGAACGGACAACGAGGCGGCCAUGAAGCAGCUGGCCUUCCUGCAGCAGACGCUCUUCAAUCUGCAGCAGCAGCAGCUCUUUCAGAUCCAGCUGAUUCAGCAACUGCAAUCGCAGCUGGCCCUCAACCAGGCCAAGCAGAACGAGGACGAGCCCGACGAGGAGCUCGAGCCGGAGGAGCGCGAGGACGGCGAGACAGACACCUACGAGGAGGAGGAGCGCAUCGCCGACAUGGAGCUGCGCCAGAAGGCGGAGGCGCGCAUGGCCGAGUCGAAGGCGCGGCAGCAUCUCAUCAAUGCGGGCGUGCCCAUGCGGGAGCGAUCUCGAUCCCGAUCCACCUCGCCGGCGGCCUCGUCGCUGUCGACGUCGUCCUCCCAGAAGCGCCGGCGCACAGACGACGGCAGCGCCAAGCCGGCCAGCGGGCAGAGCGCGAAGCUCUUUGGCGAGCAGGACAGCACGCAGGAUGCGCUCUCCAAGCUCAAGGAGAUGGAGAACAUGCCACUGCCCUUCGGCUCCGAUCUGGCCUCGAGCAUCAUCACCAACCACGACGACUUGCCGGAGCCCAACUCCCUGGACCUGCUGCAGAAGCGCACCCAGGAGGUGCUCGACUCCGCCUCCCAGGGCAUCCUGGCCAACAACAUGGCCGACGACUUUGCGUUCGGCGACAAGGCCGGCGAGGGCAAGGGCCGCAACGAGCCGUUCUUCAAGCACCGCUGCCGGUACUGCGGCAAGGUGUUCGGCUCCGACUCGGCGCUCCAGAUCCACAUUCGCUCCCACACGGGCGAGCGGCCCUUCAAGUGCAAUGUGUGCGGCAGCCGCUUCACCACCAAGGGCAACCUCAAGGUGCACUUCCAGCGCCACUCGCAGAAGUUUCCGCACGUGGCCAUGAACGCGACGCCCAUACCGGAGCACAUGGACAAGUUCCAUCCGCCGCUGCUCGAUCAGAUGUCGCCGGACAGCUCGCCGACGCAGUCGCCGGCUCCGGCGCCCGGUCUGCCGCCCACGUCGACGUCCGCCCUCACACAGAUGCAGUCCUCGAUGUCGUUCGGCUCGAGUGCUGCCUUCCCGGGGCUGCAGGGCAUGUACCGCCCGCCCAUGGAACUGUUGAAGUCUCUGGGCGCGGCUGCUGGCAGCGCGGCAGGACUGCCGCAUCCCUUCUUCCCCCAGAUGCCAGGACUGGGUGCGGCACUGAAGCACACGCAGCAGCAGCAGCAGCAACAACAACAACAACAGCAGCAGCCAAAUCAGGAGAUGCCAACGGAUCUGCGCAAGUCCUCAGGUCCGAGCUCGCCGCAUGAGGAGGAAUCCGAGCACAUUCAGGUGGCCAAUCUGCCAGUGAAAACGGAGCUGAUGGAGGAGGAGCGACCGGAGAAUGCAGCCGAGCAGCAGGCAGCAGCUGACUGCGCCGAUUCGGACCCAGAGCCCGAGCCACUGCCGCUUGAGGUGCGGAUAAAGGAGGAGCGUGUGGACGACGAACAGGAGCAGGAGCAGGAGCAACAGCAGGGGCGGGAGCAAGAGCAGGGGCAGGACCAAGAGCGACUGCCCCAAUCGGAGGCGCUCAGCCGGCGCACGCCCACGCCUUCGGGCUCAACUGCCGCACAGAGCCCACCGCCCAUGCACCACCGCCACCAUCAUCACGCUCACCCCCAUUCCGGCGCAAUGCCCGCCUACCCGCCCGUGGUGCAGCCCAUCCAGCCGCCAGGCAUCCUGCACGCCCACUGCUCGCCCAGCUCGCAGUCGCAUCUCGAUCAGCUGCCGACGCCCGGACAGCUGCCGCCGACGAUGGCUCAGCGCGAGGAGUUCUUCGCGGAGCGGUUUCCCCUGAACUUCACCACCAAGACGCUGUCCCCGGAGCACCACUCGCCCAUACGCUCGCCCGCCGGCCACGCGCAUGCGCACAUACCGCGCUCGCCCUUCUUCAAUCCCAUCAAGCACGAGAUGGCCGCCCUCUUGCCACGCCCACACAGCAACGACAACUCGUGGGAGAACUUCAUCGAGGUGUCGAAUACCUCGGAGACGAUGAAGCUCAAGGAGCUCAUGAAAAACAAAAAGAUCACCGACCCCAAUCAGUGCGUCGUCUGCGACCGGGUUCUCUCCUGCAAGAGUGCGCUCCAGAUGCACUACCGCACCCACACGGGCGAGCGGCCCUUCAAGUGCCGCAUCUGCGGCCGCGCCUUCACCACCAAGGGCAACCUGAAGACCCACAUGGCUGUGCACAAGAUCCGGCCGCCCAUGCGCAACUUCCACCAGUGCCCCGUCUGCCACAAGAAGUACUCCAAUGCGCUGGUGCUGCAGCAGCACAUCCGCCUGCACACGGGCGAGCCGACGGACUUGACGCCCGAGCAGAUCCAGGCGGCCGAGAUUCGCGAUCCGCCGCCCUCCAUGAUGCCCGGACACUUCAUGAACCCGUUCGCAGCUGCCGCCUUCCACUUCGGGGCGAUGCCAGGUGGAGGAGGUCCUGGCGGUCCGCCCGGAGCCGGUGGCAUGCCCGGCGGCCCACACAACGGCGCCUUGGGCUCGGAGUCGUCGCAGGGCGACCUGGACGACAACAUGGACUGCGGCGAUGGCGACGACUUCGACGAUGCCUCCUCGGAUCACCUAUCCAACAGCAACGAUCCCACGGCCGAUGAGCGCCCGCGCUCGGGCGACGACUUCAAGUCGCUGCUCUUCGAGCAGAAGCUGCGCAUCGAUCCGACGGGCGUCGUGAACAUCAACAGCCAUCAGCGCCCCCACUCGGCGGCCAGCAACGCCAACUCCAUUGGCUCCGCCUCGGCCUCGCCCUCUGCCCCGACCAGCCCGAGUGAGCAGCCGAAGCCGAGCUGCUCGCCUGUGCGCUCCAUCUCGGAGACCUCGCAGGGCGCCCUCGACCUGACGCCACGCGCUGUGCCCCCGCCGGCCGCCUCCUCCAGCUCGCGCUCCCCGCUGCCGCCUCCUGCCGAGCGCAAGGAGAAGACAAUCAGCCCGCUCAGCCAGCAGCCGCCGGUGCGCAGUCCGAACGGCCCCGCCUCGCUGCUCUCCGCGCAGCUGCCGCCUUCGGUGGGCAUCGACUGCCUGCCGCCCGGCCUGCAGCACCACCUGCAGCAGCAGCACCAGCAUCUCAUGCAGCAGCAGGCCGCAGUGGCCGCCGCAGCAGCCGCCCAGCAUCACCACCAUCAGAUGCAGCAGCAUGCGGCUGCCCUGCACCAGCAUCAGGAGCAUCUGCGUCGCGAGGCGCAGGAGGCGCAGCAGAAGGCCGCCGCAGCCGCUGCCGCUGCAGCAGCAGCAGCCGCCGCCCAGCGUCAGGCCUCGCCACAGCCCGCGCCCCGCUCCGGCGAGUCCGCGGUCAGCGGCCCGCCCGCCCCACCGAAUCCACUGAUAACGGCGCGGCCACCCUUCGGCAUGUUCCCCAAUCUACCGAUAUUUCCGCCCGCCACCACGCAGAACAUGUGCAAUGCGAUGAACCAAAUCGCGCAGUCCGUGAUGCCAGCCGCCCCCUUCAACCCGCUGGCGCUCAGCGGCGUGCGCGGCAGCACCACCUGCGGCAUCUGCUACAAGACAUUCCCCUGCCACUCGGCGCUCGAGAUUCACUACAGGAGCCACACCAAGGAGCGGCCCUUCAAGUGCAACAUCUGUGAUCGCGGCUUCACAACUAAGGGUAACCUCAAGCAGCACAUGCUGACACACAAGAUUCGCGACAUGGAGCAGGAGACCUUCAGAAAUCGUGCAGUAAAAUGAACGAAUGGAGCGACGAUCGAGAAUAAGUUAAUUAAUUAUCGAUAGAUUGAUCAACAGUAAUCCAAAUAACGGCCCCUGGCCGUGAAAAU